This is a messenger RNA of Asterias rubens (European starfish), 2484 nucleotides long. RefSeq names its product RNA-binding motif protein, X chromosome-like. Gene Ontology annotation, cellular component: spliceosomal complex. The record is from RefSeq and is a predicted model, not a curated record. Lineage: Eukaryota; Metazoa; Echinodermata; Asteroidea; Forcipulatida; Asteriidae. Gene Ontology annotation, biological process: positive regulation of mRNA splicing, via spliceosome. The coding region runs from base 92 to 1546 and encodes 484 amino acids. The transcript has 11 exons. Gene Ontology annotation, molecular function: mRNA binding.
UGCAAAAGACGUAAGCGCACGCCACUCUUUUCAUCUAAAGAAAAAGGACGAUUGAUUUUAAACGGCGUGUGAAGAAAAAAACACUAUCAAAAUGCCUGCUGCCGAACCAGAUAUCCCGACUAAGAUCUUUGUCGGCAACCUCUCACAGGACACUGAUGAGAAAAAGCUGGGAACUUAUUUUAGCAAGAUGGGGAAGAUAAGUGAAGUAUUGUUAAUGAGAGACAAGGAGACUAAUGUGUCACGUGGCUUUGGAUUCAUCACAUACGAGAACCCUUCUGACGCAAAAGAUGCAGUGGGUCGCUUUAGUGACACUGAUCUCGAUGGGAAGCUACUCCGAGUUAGCAUGGCGCUGAAGGGGAUUAAACAGCAGAUCAGUGCCUCACGAGGUGGGGGACCCGGCCGUGGUGGUAUGAUGAUGGACAGAGGGCGUGGUGGUUUCAGAGGUAGAAGUGCACCCAUGGGUGGUCGAGGCGGUGGCCAUUACUCCUACUCCAUGGAAAGACCCCUUCUAUCAGGACCCCCUGGGCGUGGGGGACCUGGAGGGCUCGGUGGGCCCCCAGGACGGGGUGGACCCCUCGGUAGGGGUGGUCCCCCCGGUCGUGGUGGCCCGUUACGAGGUGGUCCUUCUAGAGGCAGUCCGUACCCACCCAGGGGCGGAGGACCCCCACGGGGAGGGCCUCCAGAAAGAGGGAUGAUGCACCAUGGUGAGGAUGACUACCUGAGAGUGGGAUCUACCGCUCCAAGGAGUGCCCCACCCAGGAGUGGAAAAGAACCACUGCUGUCUGCUCCACCAGCCAGUGCUAUGGGCGACUUUAGGCCACGUGGUUAUGAAAGAGGUGCCUACGAGCGUGAAGCAGAUGGCCGACGAGAUCAUCCUCCACGUUCAGGGUACGAUGCUGAGGAGCCUCAUGUUGAACCAAGACGCAGAGGUUACCCAGAGGAGGACUUUGGUGCAGCACCAGCAGCUGCCAGGCCAGCUCGCAGUGGGUAUGACGAAGCUGCCCCAGACCCUUACUCUCGUGAGCGCUUCCCACCAGCCAGGGAAGAGCCAAGAAGAGCCUAUCCUGAACGAGAGGGUUAUGCCAAUCGUGAGGCGCGUGACCCGUACGCCCCCCCUGCUAGGGACUCCUACUCCACAGCUGCUGCGUCACGUCCGACUUACGACUACAGCCUGCCACCAGGCCGUGAGGUACCCGGCCCUCCCCAACCCGCCCCUCCCCGCGAGUUCCUGCCCGCCACGGCCCGUACUGGCAGUCGGUUUGAUGAUGGGCGUGGUGCUCCCCCUGCUAGAGAUUAUGAGAGGGUUCCAGUUAGGGAGUAUGGUGCAGAGAGAGCCGAGGCUGGCUAUGGCAGAGAUUAUGAACGUGAACCAGCUUCCAGGAAUCAAUACGGCGGUGAGCAGUACCCGAGAACACCUGCCCGGGCAGCGGAACGAGAAUACGGGGCUUUGCGUUUGGUUAAAAAGUUCAGCGACUACACACCUGUUUGGACGCCACAAACUGACAACUCGAUGGGGAAACAACAUCACAGGCAAGCAGUUUGCUGAUUCCAUCUGUACAUGUAAGACGGUAUUCAUUGUAGACUUGUUGAGAAGUUGUUGAAUGUUUUUUUACUACAGCGUGAGUAAAAACGAAGUUGACCGAGAUUUGUGAUUUAAAAACACGAACAGCAACUGACAAUCAAAACCCAAGUGAAGCACAUGUAUUAAAAAAAGCAGUCAGUCCUGCUUAUAAAUCUGGAAAAAAAAAAGAACGAAACAAAUUGAUAAUUUCUAAGGGAAGAUAUGCCUGUUUUACUGAAAGCACUCGUGUUUGUAGCUGUUAAUUGAAUGGUAAUGCUUGACUAAAUCUAAUGUAUGGUGGCAAAGGAAAUAAAAACAGGUAAAAUGCUUUCUGUACAUAUGUUUUGUCAAGGAUUCCGUGGACAGCUUGCAACACGAGUACCUUUACUAACAGACAUAACACUACUUAUAGGAAUGAUCAAUUUCCUUCGUUCGUUUUUUUUCUAACAUGCAGGAGAAAUUGCUUGUUAAACACAUGCUUUACUGAACAUUUGAGUGUCAUUUUGUUUGUUUUGAAAAACAUCACCAAUCCUGGUCAACUUCUCUUUGACUCGCCCUGUAUACAAUGUAUACUGCUUUUGCGAGACUGCUAGCUCUGCGCAUGAGAGACAUUUACGCUAUCAUCACCACAAAUAUUUAAUGGCUUGUCGAAAAGUCUAUAUUCGUUGGUACUUUUUAUACGAUUACUAGAUGGUACCUUUAUAUAAACCUGGAUGAAUUCAAAAUAUCGUCUAUCAAGAAAAAAUGUUGCGUGUUUGAGAUGGGGGGGGUGGCUAAUUUAGCAAAACUAAUUUCAAACCUUUCUUUCCAAUGCUGUCAACAUGCCAAACAGAAGUGCAGCUAAGAGGUUCACCGCCAACUCUUUAGAGGGUAAGUUUUUGCAGCUGAAUUGGGUAUUAUUUUGUACAGAUAAUUGUCAUUAG